GCGUUCAACGCUCUCACUUUCUCUCUCUCUUUCGUGUAAGAUUAAGUCGUGUCGCCGAAAGGUAAAACCCCACCCAACACCCACAAACUCAGCCCCAGUCGGCGGACCAUUUAUCAUCCUUCUCUCGGGGUUUCGUCUUAAUCUCAACAACGUCGGUCAACUCAACAUCAUUCCAACAAGAAUCUAGGGUUUGUUGACUUGUUUGGCGGUGAUUGGGGUUGCUGUGUUUGUGAUGAUGAUGAUGAACUGACUUCUAAUUUGGAUCAAUUUUGUACCUUUUUGAAAUGAUGGAGGGUCAAAAUUUGGUAGCCGAUAGUCAAAUUUCCGAUAGGGUUCAACCGAUUGGCGAUGGUUCAAAGGUGGUCGGUGGUAUGUCGGAUGUUAUUGAGAGCGUCGCCGGUGGUGGAGCAAAGGUGGAGUUAGGUAGCGGCGGAGGGGGAGGGGCAGUGUUGAAGAAGAAGCGAGGGCGGCCGCCUAAGGGUAUGGUGAAACCGCCUCCUGCUAAGAAGAAUAAAGAAGUGGAGGAGGAAGAAGAUGUUUGCUUUAUUUGCUUCGAUGGUGGGAGUCUCGUGCUUUGCGAUCGCAGGGGUUGUCCGAAGGCAUAUCAUCCAGCUUGUAUCAAACGGGAUGAAGCAUUUUUUGAGUCUGCAGCUAAAUGGAAUUGUGGCUGGCAUAUAUGCAGUAUAUGUGAGAAGACAGCUCAUCAUAUGUGCUACACUUGUACAUAUUCAUUGUGCAGAAGUUGCAUUCGGAAGUCUGAUUAUGUUUGUGUUAGAGGUGAUAAAGGCUUCUGCACUAUUUGCAUGAAAACAAUCAUGUUGAUUGAAAAUAAUGGUCAAGGAGAAGAUGGAAAGGUUCAAGCAGAUUUUGAUGAUAAACUUAGUUGGGAAUAUCUUUUCAAGGUGUAUUGGGUUUACUUAAAAGGGAAAUUAUCAUUAACUCUAGACGAACUCACUCAAGCUAAAAACCCAUGGAAAAUAUCCACUACAAUUUCUACAACACCUUCACCUCUUCCAUCAAUCACCAUUAUUACACCACCACCCCCACUACUCCCACCACCACCACCACCACCAACUGCAGCAGCAGUAGCACCACCACCACCACCAACAGCAACACCACCACCACCACCACCACCAACAGCAACAACAACAACAACAUCAACAUCAUUUGAUAAUCGUGAAGAAAACGAAUCCAAAAGAAGAAAAAUAGAAGAUCAUAUUCAUAUCAAUACAACACCACCCCAUAAAGAAUCUGUAAUUACAGAAAAACCAUUGAUCAAGAAGGAUGAAUUAGGGUCAAAAGAUUGGGCAACAAAAGAGCUGUUGGAUUUUGUUUCAUACAUGAAAAACGGGAACACAUCUGUAUUAUCCCGAAUUGAUGUCCAAUCACUUUUAAUGGAAUAUAUAAAAAGAAAUAAUCUUCGUGACCCAAAAAAGAAAAACCAAAUCAUAUGCGAUUCAAGGCUAAAAAAUCUUUUUGGGAAACCAAGAGUUGGACACAUUGAAAUGUUGACACAUUUGGAGUACCAUUUUUUCAUUGAAGAGGAUUUAUGUAAAACCACAGUCAACAAUUCGGUCAAUACCACUGGAAUAUUAGAUGAUCCUGAUUGGACCAAUGAGAAUGUGGUUGUGGUUAAAGAGAAGAAACGAAGGAGAAGAAGUAAAGGGGUAGAAAUGGAACGUGGAUCACAAAACAAAUUGGAUGAAUUUGGAGCAAUUGAUGUUCAUAAUAUGAAUUUGAUAUACCUAAGAAGGGAUUUAAUGGUGAAGCUUCUAGAAGAUAGUGGAAGUUUCCAUGGGAAGGUGGUGGGGUCCAUUGUGAGGAUAAGAGUAUCUGGUAGUGAUCAGAAGAAUGAUAUGUACAGGCUUGUGAAAGUUGUAGGUACAAGUAAGGUGGAUGUAAUGUAUAAGAUUGAUGGAAAGUUAACAGAUUUUAUGCUUGAAGUAUUGAAUUUAGACAAGAAGGAGACUAUAUCGAUUGAUACAAUUUCAGAUCAAGAAUUUUCUGAGGAAGAAUGUAGACGCCUGCAACAAAGUAUAAGAUGUGGGCUUGUAAAACACUUUACUGUAGGUGAAAUACAAGAUAAGGCAAUCGCCCUGCAGUCAGUCAGGCUAGAUGAUUGGAUGGAAAAGGAGAUAUUGCGGCUCAAUCAUCUUCGUGAUGUAGCAAAUGAAAAAGGGCAUAGGAAGGGAUAUAGAGAAUGUGUAGAAAAACUUCAACUUCUAAAGACUCUAGAUGAACGAGAACACAGACUACAAGAAAUCCCAGAAGUCCAUUCAGAUCCAAAAAUGAAUCCAGAUUAUGAAUCAGAUGACACUGAAGAGUAUUUCAACAAAGAACAUGGAGAUGAUAUGGAGUCAAAGUAUUGUGGGGUGAAGAGUUCACGAUCUCCUAAAAAAAGAGCAGGAAGUUCCAAUGAUGCAAAUGGGCGAACAAGGAAAAACGAGCAAUUAAAAAACUUAAAUGUUUCAAAUGAUGAAGAGGGAGGAAAUACAAAAGAAGGAAAUACCAAAGAUACCCCUGGCCUUGGUAAAACAGAACAUGAGAUUGAGUGUAAUGGUUCAACCAUCACUAAAUUAAGCUCAUCAGUAUCCAAUAGUGUUCAAGAAACAACAACAAUACCUUCUUCAUCUGUCCCCAUUAAGAACAACACGUUUUGUCUUAAUGAGACAUUGUGGCAUUACCUCGAUCCAAAUGGAAAAGUUCAAGGCCCGUUUUCUAUAAUCCAGCUUCAAAAAUGGAGUACAACCGGUUACUUUCCUGUUGACAUGAGGGUAUGGGCAAAUAAUGAGAACAAAUCCGUCCUUUUGAAUGAUUUGUUAAAAGAACAGUUUGAAAACCAUGAUCAUGAGAAUGGGAAUGGGAAUGAGAUUCCGGGGGAUAAAGAUUGUAACCAAACCGUGGCUAGUGAGAUUCCGACUCCGGUUCCUAUUCCGGUUCCGUCUCCGUCGUCUGAUGUUUCUGUGAUUCCUUCUUCUGCUCCGGUUUCUGUCAAUCAUGAGAAGUUUUCUGAUGGGUCGUCUGGCCAUGGGCAGAACUGGAAUGGAAAUAAUAACUUGAAGUUUAACAUGACGGGUGUUGUGUCUUUGACUAUGUCUAAUGAGUCAACCGGAAACCUCCAUUCCGGUGAUGCGCCAAGGGAAACAGAAACGGAAACGGAACAAGUUCCUACAGACUCUAAAGAUCCAGAAACGGCUGUAUUUGAAGUGCCUGGUUCGAUUCCAGAGAAGGUGAUCGAUGAAGAGAAAAAGAUAGAAUCGGCUCCGGAAUCGAAGAUUCCGAUUCCGGAUUCGGGAAAUCCGCCGAGCUGGAGCAGUGCUUCGAGUCUGGUAGUUGGUGGGGCAAAACUUGCGGCGGAAACCGAUGGGUGGGGGGUCAAACGGGAGGAAUGGGAAUCAAUGAAGCCGGUCGAGGUAGCGGGAGAUCAUGUUGCUACUCCGACUUCCAACAUUGACCAAAACAUUGACCAAAAUAUUGACCAAAACGCCCAUCCAUCACAGCCGGGUAAUGAUCUGCCAACAUGGCAUGGAAUGGCGGAAAUGAUUGAAUUCAGCACUUUGGCGGAGGAAUCCGUUUCUGAUCUUUUGGCGGAAGUUGAUGCGAUGGAAUCACAAUACGGAUUACCAUCACCUACUUCUAGAAGGAAUAGUUUUGUUGAUGAUUUAUUUAACGGGUCAUUUGACGAAUUUAGCCCUACCCCUGAUCAAGGUACAAGAAGUGACGGGUUUAGUUCUAGUGGAGAUAUUCAAUUACCAUGUCAUUCCACCACCCCAGAUGAACAUCAACAUCAACAUCAACAGCAACAUCAACAUCAACAUCUAGUCGGAUUUGAUUUCAUGAAAAUGUCACAAAAUCCCUUUAUUGCUCCUCAGAGAAGUAGUAAUCCAGGGAAUAUGGGUUUUAAGUGGCCGGAAUCAGAGGGAGGAAUGAUUGACAUAAACAGAUCGGCUAAAGCUGAAGGUGAUGACGUGGACAUCGAAACAAAAAUCAACGUGGGAAACGGGAAUUACAUUCCGUCCGUUGCUCCGGUUCACUCGGGAAUCAGCUAUGGUGGUGGCAUUGUACACCCGUCGGAAUUCAAAUCCGGCGAACUUAUGCAAGCACCAAAGAUGGGUGGUUCAAGAAUGAUGACAAAAGCUUUUCCGGUGAGUGAGGAGGAGGAAGGUGAGUUUAUCCAGCCGGAAGCACCACAACCACCACUUCUGCCGCCACCGUUGACUUUAGGGUUGGACCCGUUUGACCCACGAGAGCUGGAUUCAGAUAAAUAUAGUCAUUCAGGAAGACAAGGGAAUCGGAGCGGGAACAUAGAAUGGGAACAGAGCCAGAACCAGCGGAGAUACGGCGGUGGUGCUGGCGGCAGUGGUGGAGAGAGAUAUAACAGUAGUGGUAGGGCUCAUCAUGAUGAGGAUACAGGGUAUAGCAGGAGCAGUAGGAGUUCAUGGAACAAGCAGUCUAUAUUGGGUAGUGGUGGUGGUAGCGGCGGCGGCGGCGGUGGUGGUGGUGGAGGCAGUGGUGGUGGUGGGUAUUCGAGGCCGCAAUCGAAAGGGCAGAGAGUGUGUAGAUUUUAUGAGAGUGGGAGGUGUAAGAAGGGGGCUUCAUGCAAGUAUCUGCACCCAUGAGGGUGAGAGGGUUGGUGGUUUGACUGGUUUCCGGCGGGUUUGACCUUUUUUUUGUAAAAUCAAUUAUAUUAUAUUAUAUUAUAUAUAUAUUAUAUAUAUAAGGCGUGUUAAUGUCAGGUGGGAUAUGUGUAGUUUUAACGUAACUGGCCUUGAUUAAAUUAAGUCCUUGGGUGGGUCAUAAUGAUCUCAAAUUCUCAAUACAAUUGUCUUUUGUUUUCAUCGAUUCAAUUGAAUUUAUCAAGUAAAUCACCAAGUUUUAUA
Molecule: messenger RNA, 4880 nt
Organism: Lactuca sativa (garden lettuce)
Lineage: Eukaryota; Viridiplantae; Streptophyta; Magnoliopsida; Asterales; Asteraceae
Molecular function (GO): metal ion binding; protein binding; DNA binding
Source: RefSeq, a predicted model, not a curated record